AUGACAGCAGCGGGCAUUCAACCGGACAACUUCGCUUUCCCGGUAGUUGCGAAGGCCAUUACCGGCCUUCAAGACCUGAAUGCUGGAAAACAGAUUCACGGGUCUGUAAUCAAACUUGGAAUUCCUCAAAAAGACCAAGUUUCUUGGAAUUCAAUGAUAAACGCAUUGUUUCGGUUUGAGGAGUGGGAAUUGGCAUUAGAGGGAUUUCGAGCGAUGCAACUGGAGAGAAUAGAGCCUAGUUCUUUCACCUUGGUGAGUGUUGCGCUUGCUUGUUCUAAUUUAAAUAAGCGGGACGGGUUGAACCUUGGGAAGCAAGUCCAUGGGUAUAGUUUGAGAGUAGGCGAUAAUAAAACAUUUACUAACAAUGCUUUGAUGGCUAUGUAUGCCAAACUAGGUAGAGUUUAUGAUUCAAAAGCUAUUUUUGAGUUGUUUGCAAAUCGUGAUAUGGUUUCUUGGAAUACCAUUAUAAGCUCCUUCUCUCAGAAUGAUCAGUUUUAUGGGGCAUUGACAUUCUUUCAACUUAUGGUUUUUGAGGGAAAUAAACCGGAUGGAGUUACAAUGGCUAGUGUUCUCCCAGCAUGCUCGCAUUUGGAGUUGUUAGACAUUGGGAAGGAAAUUCAUGCCUAUGCUUUGAGAAAUGACGAUUUAAUUGGAAAUUCUUUCGUGGGUAGUGCUUUGGUUGACAUGUAUUGCAAUUGUUGA
Ilex paraguariensis (yerba mate) is the source of this 702-nucleotide messenger RNA. The record is from the annotation of a GenBank genome assembly. Lineage: Eukaryota; Viridiplantae; Streptophyta; Magnoliopsida; Aquifoliales; Aquifoliaceae.